This is a messenger RNA of Panonychus citri (citrus red mite), 4420 nucleotides long. RefSeq names its product teneurin-m-like. The record is from RefSeq and is a predicted model, not a curated record. NCBI's taxonomy places the organism in Eukaryota, Metazoa, Arthropoda, Arachnida, Trombidiformes, Tetranychidae. Gene Ontology annotation, biological process: motor neuron axon guidance. The coding region runs from base 54 to 4184 and encodes 1376 amino acids. The transcript has 10 exons.
CUUUUUUUUCAGUUGUUUUUCAAUCGGAGAUGUGAUAAGAUGGUUAGGUUAUAAUGAAUAGGUUACAUCACCACUGUUAUGGUUUACCCCCAAACCACACAUACACCGUACGUGAACCUUUCCCAAGUAUUUACGAAUCUGUGGAUAAACCAUCGGUCUAUUCUAAGGUGCGAAAAAAUGUCUCCUGGAGAUGUGCCGCAAUCACCAGUGGAAUUAUAACCUUAAUCUUAUCUGGAGUACUAACUUAUACACUUUACUUAAUUUCUCUUCGUUAUAACAAAAUUGACUGUUUGUCCCCUGACUGUGGUGGACAUGGCGUCUGUUUUAAUGGUAUUUGCUUAUGUGAUAAAGGCUGGAGAGGUUCUGAUUGUACUGAAUUAGAAUCUGAAUCAUUACGAUGUUUACCUGAUUGUUCACAUCAUGGUACUUUCAAUAUUGAUACUGGACAGUGUAUUUGUGAACCCAAUUGGUCAGGAAUUGAUUGUUCAAAAGAAAAAUGUGACCUCAACUGUGGAUCCAAUGGAUUUUGUCAAAGUGAUAGAUGUGUUUGUAAUGAAGGUUGGACUGGAUUUAAAUGUGAUCAACGUUUGUGUGACCAGCGAUGUUUAGAUCAUGGUCAAUGUAACAAUGGAACUUGUUUCUGUAAUCAAGGAUGGAACGGAAAAUUGUGUACAUUAGAGGGUUGUCCAAAAAAUUGUAACAAUCGUGGUGUUUGUGUUGAACAAAAUGGUGAAUAUUUUUGCUCAUGUAAUGUUGAUUGGCAUGGAAGUGAUUGCUCUUUCCCGGUGGAAAAAGAGUGUGGAGAUAAAAUUAACAAUGAAAAUGUUGAUUGUUUAGAUCCUAAUUGUAGUGGACAUGGUGUUUGUGUUAAAGGUCGAUGUCUUUGUGGCAGAGGCUGGAAAGGUGGUGAUUGUUCAGAAAUUGACUUAGAGCUAUUAAGAUGUUUACCUGAUUGUUCACGACAUGGAAGCUUUAAUAUUGAAAAUGGACAGUGUAUUUGUGAGCCUCACUGGACGGGAGUUGAUUGUUCACAAGAAAAAUGUGACCUCGAUUGUGGACCCAAUGGAAACUGUCAAAGUGAUCGGUGUGUUUGUAAUGAAGGUUGGACUGGAUUUAAAUGUGAACAACGUUUAUGUGACCGUCGGUGUUUAGAUCAUGGUCAGUGUAACAAUGGAACUUGUUUCUGUCACCAAGGAUGGAACGGAAAAUUGUGUACAUUAGAGGGAUGUCCUCGAAAUUGUAACAAUCGUGGUGCAUGUGUUGAGCAAAACGGUGAAUAUUUUUGUUCCUGUAACGCUGAUUGGUAUGGAAACGAUUGUUCAGUUCCUUUGGAAAAAGAGUGUGGAGAUAAAAUCGACAAUGAUAACGAUGGUUUAACUGAUUGUGCUGACAGUGAAUGUUGUUCAUCAAAGGAUUGUAUUAAUAAUCCAUUGUGUCUUAAAUCAGCUGAUCCACUUGAUAUCCUAUUACGUAAACAACCAUUAUCACCAACAGCAUCUUUCUUCCAACGGAUGCAAUUUCUAAUUGAAGAUGAUUCAGUUCAAAGCUAUGCCCAUAGGAAGGCCUUCAAUGACAGUCUCUUUUGGACGCGAUUCAAUUCAAGCCAAGUUUCUGUUAUUCGUGGUCAGAUAAUCUCUCCCUCAGGCAAUGGCCUAAUGGGGGUUAGAGUGGGUGUUGUUAAUGAUCAAUAUUUGGGUAUUGUUGUCUCCCGAGAUGCUGGUUGGUUUGAUAUUAUGGUUAACGGUGGUUCUGCAGUGACCCUUGAUUUCCGCCGGGAUCCAUUCAAACCAAUCCAACGAACAGUUUUCGUCCCUUGGAAUCAAAUUGUGGUCAUUGGUCAAAUUACAAUGGAUUCAGAUGAAAUUAAAACACCUGAUUAUCAUCGGUCAUCUAUUUGUGUUGAACAUGAUUAUGAAAUGAUGAGACCAACCGUUAGUGGUACCUGGAAAUCGGGUUUUAAUGGUGUCUCAUCUGUGAAAAAAAUGAUCCUCGAAGAGGGUAAAAUUGUCCAAGAAAAUAUCGGUAUCCCAGGAACCGAUGUUAACCUUAUCUACUAUUCUCAUCGUGCAUCAGGUUACAUGUCAACAAUUGACCUUAAUCUUACCCCUGAACGGAUACCAUUAACCUUACGAUUAGUUCAUCUUAAAAUAUCUCUUGAAGGUCAUUUGUUUGAGAAAGUUUUCGAAGCAAUUCCUCAUAUUGAAUAUACUUAUUCAUGGAAUCGUCGUAACGUUUAUCGUCAAAAAGUGUACGGUGUAUCCACUGCAACUGUGUCGGUUGGUUAUGAAUACCUUAAUUGUCAGCAGGUCAUCUGGGAAGUUCAAACAGUUCAAGUAGCUGGACAUGAUAUGGUCAUUUCUGAGGUUGGAGGUUGGAAUCUUGAUAUUCACCAUCGGUACAAUUUCCAUGAAGGAAUAUUGCAAAAAGGUGAUGGGUCAACACUUUAUCUUAAAAAUUUACCACACACAAUGACCACAGUAAUGGGAGAUGGUCAACAACGGCCACUUCAUUGUGCCUAUUGUAAUGGUCUUGCAAUUGAACAACGUCUCCUUGCUCCGGUAGCACUUACCUCGGGUCCCGAUGGAUCAAUUUAUGUUGGUGAUUUUAAUUUAAUCCGACGUAUCACGCCCGGUGGACAAGUGACCACUAUCGUUGAACUUUCAGCUUCUCAGGUUGCCUAUCGUUAUCACCUAACAAUUGGUCCAGUUGAUGGUAAACUUUACAUCUCAGACCCAGAGAAACAUCAAAUUCUACGAUCUAUUAAUAACUCUAAUCCAUCUGAUCCUCGUUUCAAUCUUGAGGUUGUUGUUGGCUCAGGUGUUAAAUGUUUACCUGGAGAUAAAAAUCUCUGUGGUGAUGAUCGACCUGCUCGUAACGCGCGUCUUGCUUAUCCAAAAGGUAUUGUUAUCAAUCUUAAUGGUGAACUAUUCAUCGCCGAUGGUACUAAUAUCCGUUACGUUGAUGUAUCUGGAAUCAUUCAUACACUAAUUGGUGAUCAUUAUCAUAAACUUCACUGGAAACCUUUUCCAUGUACUGGAACUACUCCCAUUCAGAAAGUUAAUCUUCGCUGGCCAACCGAAUUAGCAAUUAAUCCACUUGACAAUUCACUUCAUAUUCUCGAUGAUCAUAUGAUACUUAAGUUGACACCCGAUCUACGGAUCCGUGUGGUCGCUGGACGACCUACUCAUUGUUCAUCAGUGAUAACAGCACAAGAAGAUCCAGAGUCCAAGAAAGAAGCUGAAAAUUUACUUGGAACUCAAGUUUUCCUGGAAACACCACAAUCAAUGGCUUUUUCAACCAAUGGUAAUCUUUUUAUUGCCGAAAGUGAUUCCCAGAUGAUUAAUCGUGUUAGAAUUGUAACCGUUGAUGGUCGUAUUGUUAAAUACGCUGGAAUGGAUUUAGAUUGUUCUUGCAUGGAAAACAAUUGUGAAUGUUUUAAUUCAGAAGUUACAAGUGCAAUCAACUCAAAAAUGUCAGCUAUCCCAUCGAUAACGGUUACACCUGAUGGACGAUUGUACAUUUGUGAUCAAGGUAAUCUACGUAUUCGUGCAGUUCAUUCAUCUCUUCCAACUCUUGAUGGAGAUCAAGAAUACACGAUAACAUCACUAGAAUCCCUUGAAAUGUAUACUUUUAAUCGUUUUGGUCAACAUUUAUCAACGAAAAGUUUAAUUACAUCAUCAUCACCAUCGUCUAGUGGGUCAACAUCUAAUAACAAGAAAACAAUUUACACUUUCAGUUAUAAUGUUAAUACCUCAUUUGGUAAAUUAUCUUCUGUAACUGAUUCUUCUGGUAAUAAGAUUCAUCUAUUCCGUGAUUACUCAAAUCUAGUAAAAUCAAUUGAAAACUCAAAGGGUGGUAAAUGCUCCCUCACGAUGUCACGAACAAAAAUGUUAUCCACCAUAACCUCAUCCGAUGGAUUUACAUAUAACUUUGAAUAUAAUGAAUCAACUGGAUUAAUUAAAUCUCGCCUUGACUCUAUUGGUGUUAAUUCAAUCUUUUAUCAAUAUAAUACCUAUGGUAGAUUAACAAUGGCUGUUAAUCCAUCUGGUGAAUCUCUUAACAGUGGAUACAGUUUAACUCUAGAAGGUGUAACUGUAAAGUUAAUUAAAAAUCUAUAUGAUCUCAAGAUUAAUUAUAAUAAUAAUAAUGUUUUUAAGCGUGACAAAAGAUCCCUGAUCAGCUGAUUCAUCUUUAAAAGUGUAACAUAAUUUAUCAUCAUCUUCAUCAACUUUGUAUUCUAUUAAUUCCUUGUCAAUCUCAUCUGUAAGAUAAACUUCAUCAUCUUCAUCAUAAAAGAAUAAUUUUAAUUGUGAAUAUGUAAAUUGUACAUAAUUUUGGAUACCAAUGGUCAGAUAAGAUGAUUAACAUCACCUUAUCUUCCAUGGUUAAACUAAUUAACAAUUAAACUUUGAUAAUCUUA